AUGCCAUACACCACAGCAGAGAGGGCGUUUGCGGGUGCAACCAUUCACGACGGCUUUAAUUGGCUGUCGGUGCUGGUGCUGCUGCCCCUGGAGGUGGUCAGUGGCCUCAUGACCCGGAUGUCCCACUGGGCAGUCACCGGCCUCAGUCUCCACACGGGACAGGACGCACCCGAACUGCUCAAAGUCAACACCGAACCAGUCACAAAACUCAUCAUACAGCCCACCACGAACACCAGCCUUGAAUCUUGUAACCCUUAUUACAAUUUAGAGGCUGGCAAUGAGCUCCAUGAGUGUAGGCACUUGUUUUCAUCCACUCAGCUGUCAGAUCUAAGCAUAGGCCUGGUUCUGCUGGCCGCCUCGCUGACCGUCCUCUGCUCGUGUCUGCUGCUGCUGGUCAAGCUGCUCAACUCGCUCCUCCAAGGACAAGUAGCAAAGAGCAUCCACAAAGUCGUCAACACAGAUCUGCCCUCUCCGUUUGGCUGGCUCUCUGGCUGCGGGGCCAUGUUCGUAGGAGCUGGGAUCAUGUUUGUCGUCCAGAGCAGCUCAGUGUUCACCUCCGCCAUCACCCCCCUCAUAGGUACAGUGCCUCACCUCCCUCACAGGUACAGUGCCUCACCUCCCUCACAGGUACAGUGCCUCACCUCCCUCAUAGGUACAGUGCCUCACCUCCCUCACAGGUACAGUGCCUCACCCCCCUCACAGGUACAGUGCCUCACCUCCCUCAUAGGAGUCGGUGUGAUCAGUUUGGAACGGGCUUAUCCACUGACUCUUGGUGCCAACAUUGGCACCACAACCACUGCUCUCCUCGCUGCUCUGGCCAGUCCCGGGAACAAACUCCCUGCAGCUGUUCAGAUUGCAUUAUGUCACCUCUUCUUCAAUGUGUCUGGCAUAGUCCUGUGGUAUCCCAUUCCCUGUCUGCGCCUGCCCAUAAGAAUGGCCCGUGUCCUGGGGGAGCGGACUGCUAAGUACCGUUGGUUUUCUGUCCUUUAUCUACUGCUUUUCUUCCUGGUGCUUCCAUCCCUCAUGCUUGGCCUGUCCUUGGCAGGAUGGCAGGUGAUGGUGGGUGUCGGGGCUCCCUUUUUAAGCGUAACCAUCUGUAUUACUUUGAUAAACCUAAUGCAGAACCGUGGUCCGGAGUAUCUUCCGAACAUGCUCCGAAACUAG
Molecule: messenger RNA, 1164 nt
Organism: Knipowitschia caucasica
Lineage: Eukaryota; Metazoa; Chordata; Actinopteri; Gobiiformes; Gobiidae
Source: the annotation of a GenBank genome assembly